CACAAAAAUUCCAAAAGUACCCAAAAUUACCAAUUCCAGUCCAAAUUUAACCCAAAUUCACCAUUCCAGUCACCAAUCCCCCAUCACUCUUUCCUUUUUACCCCCAAAAAUAAUUUUCCUCAGAUAUCCCUAAAUUCUCUUCCCCUCUCCAUAAAACCAACACAAAUUCACACACCCCCAGGAACUAAAAACACACCAAAGCUCAAAUCUUUUAGCUUAUUAUCACACAUCAAAUCAUUAUUACAAACUUAUUACCCAUGUUCCAUUUUCUUGGAUGAUGCUUUCCCUUUAUUGUUACAGCACCAGUGGCAAGAACAAGAACAAGAACAACCUCUUCCUAGAUAUUUCAGUUCUUGAUAAUAUUUCAAACUUAAUUUUUUCUUUACCAAAACCCCAACUUUCUUGUAAAUUGUUCUUUUUCUUCAAUGCAACCCCACGAUCUUCACCUGUAAACCCUCCAUAGACAAUCUUUUCUCCGAUCCAUGUCGGACCCACAACCCUCUUCCUCUUCUUCUCCGAUCCAACAAGAAAACAAACCCGAAAAUAACAACAACAACAACAGUACUAAUAGUAAUAAUCAUGCUAAUAAUAACAGUAUUAGUAGUAGUACUAGUAAUAUAGUUGUUAGUAGAAGACAGAGGCCAGCUAGGGAGUGUACUAAAAGGGCGGCGGCCAGAUUACAGGCCGCCGCCCAGGCAGAGGCGGAGGCUGCUGCCUCUGCUAAGGUGAGGAAGAAAAAGGGUGUUAGUAGGAAGCAAAAGUUAGCAGCUAGGUUAUUGAGGGAUGAGGAGGAUGAUGAAGAGAAGUUUCUAGAAGGUUAUGAUGAUGAUGAUGAGGUGGAAGAAGGUGAAGAUGGUGGGAGGAAACAAUGUGGCAAGAUUGUGACUCAGCUUGUAGGAGAGCCCGAAGAAUCGCAGUUGCCUCGGUGGAAUUUACGGUCUAUGUGGCAGUUAGCUUCAAUAUUGAAUUUCUUGAAUGUUUUUAGGCCUUUGUUGAAUAUUAGAGUGGAGUUUUCAGCUGAGGAAUUUGAAACAGCAUUGAUUUCUCCAAAUGAUACACUUGGUGAUAUACACAUGCCAUUGCUAAAGGCAAUCCCACCGGUUACGCGAAUGGCACUUGGACACAAUACAUGGAUUACUGUUUUGUGCAGGAAAUUAAGAGAUUGGUGGCAUUGGGUCGCAGAGGGGGAACUACCUAUAGUUGCUGCACAAGGGGCUGAAAUUGAAGCUUAUAGUGCACUAGAUCCUGCAGUUCGCGUGGUGAUUUUGAAAGCAUUAUGUGAUAUUCGUGUUGAGCAAGAAGAUAUUCGUAACUACAUUGACGAAAACUUGAAACAAGGUGUUCACCUCUCACUUUUCCGGAAAGAACGUAUUGGCGGUGAUUCUCAUGGAAUUUCUUACUGGUAUGAGGAUGAUCCCAUCAUUGGGCAUCGACUCUACCGAGAGAUUAGAAAGAUCGAAGUCAAGAAAGGAAAGGGCAAGAAUGUGCAGCCAAUACCUAGCUCAUGUUACCAGUGGGAAACUGUUGCAACUAAUUUGGAUGAAUUCCUGGAUGUUUCUGAGAAGCUAUUCUCGAGUAAAAAUAGAACAGAGGCUUCUGUUGGAAAGAAGUUGAAAAAUGACAUGCUUCCUGAGGUUGAAAGGGUCCACAAGAGGAAAGAGAAAUUGCUGAAGAAACAACAUAGACAGGCAUUGAUGCUUGAUAACAUGCUAAAUAUGGAUGGUCUUGCUGGUGGGCGCUCCUUGCGUGAUAGGAAGCGCGUGACUUACACAUUUGAUGAUUAUGAUCGGUCAAUUAAUGAGGCUAUCAAGAUAACCAAGAAUGGUCAACCAUCCGCAGAACCACCUACUUUGAGGAGAGAAGCUUCCAUGAAGCAUGAAACUUCUAUAAAUGGUGGAUUGGAUAGUCCUCCACACUUGUCUCAACGUGUGUCUUUCAGAGUGCAUUCUCCUAAAUCACCCGAAUACGAUGAAUAUGACGAAGACCAACAAGAUGAACAAUUAGAUCGAAGCAACCGUAGGAGGCAGAGACCCCAACGCUAUUCUGCAUCAGAGUUUGUUGAAGCAUUAUCCGAGAAUGAGGCAGAUCCUGACAGUGAUGACGAUAUAAUGGGUGAAGCGGUUUAUGAUGACGAAUAUUUGAGGAAACGAAAACAGCAGAAGAUUUCAAGUAGCUCGGAAGGAGAUGAUGAGUACCAUUGGGAUGAAGAAAAUCCUGAAGAUGAAGAAGAGGAGGAUGAAGAUGAAGAUUCCCCAAGUGCUAGUGAGGAGAGCGAUGAUGAGCCACCGAGUCGGAGAUUUAAGAAACUUCCGGGCCGCACAAGAAGAGAAACCAAGUUGAGGUCAGUGGGCAACCUUCAGUCAGGUUUAAGACGAAGUAACAGGGCAACCAGAAACCGCAUCAAUUAUAGCCAUUUAGAGAUGUCAGAAUCAGAGACUGAGUCAAUGCAACCUGAGAAGUCAAAUGGAUCUGAAGAGCACUAUGAUGAUGCAAGUGAUAAUGCAGAGUUCUCAAUGGGAAGUGAAGACACGGAGGAAAAUAAUGAGAAUGAGAAUGACAAUGACAAUGAGGAGGUGAAAGUUGAGCAACCGGUUGAUGAUGUGCCAUUUGAGAUGGCAGCGGCAGAUCAAAAUGAUGUACCAAAGAGAACAAGCAGUCCAGAUCAAGAUGAUCUUGAAAGUGGACGGAAACCGCGCUUUCUUGAUCUCAAUGAGCUUGCCCCAGGUUCUGGAUUCGACGAUGGUCCUAAUUCAGAGAUGAAAGAUGAAGGUGCAGAUGACUUCUGAUGUCUUACCCUGAGAUUCUGUUGCGUGUAGUUUGGUCUUGCAAGCUGAUUAUAUGAUAGUUAAGUCUGAAAAUACUGUGGCCACUCCACGAUAAAAGCAAAGGAGUUUCCCAUGGAAAAUUUUGGCAACUGUGAUGCAGUUUGUUUAUCCUUAGUGGAGCUAAUCGGAACUGAGAAAAUUAUGUAGAUUGAGUAGUCAAAUUUUUUAGCAUAUCUGCAUUCACCUAUGAGUGGUGGGGAAAUUCGGUUAGAGUUUCCUUUCUUGUUCGCUGUACAAUAACAUUAUUACUAAUACUGUAACAGAAAUGUCGCUUUUAGAUGCUUAGAAUCAUUAAUGUAGUUAGAUGCUUGGUGCCA
This is a messenger RNA of Lycium ferocissimum, 3142 nucleotides long. RefSeq names its product DDT domain-containing protein DDR4. NCBI's taxonomy places the organism in Eukaryota, Viridiplantae, Streptophyta, Magnoliopsida, Solanales, Solanaceae. Gene Ontology annotation, biological process: regulation of DNA-templated transcription. The transcript is spliced from 12 exons. The record is from RefSeq and is a predicted model, not a curated record. Bases 483 to 2786 code for a protein of 767 amino acids. Gene Ontology annotation, cellular component: RSF complex.